This is a messenger RNA of Arvicanthis niloticus (Nile rat), 880 nucleotides long. RefSeq names its product glycoprotein IX platelet (gene Gp9). The record is from RefSeq and is a predicted model, not a curated record. Lineage: Eukaryota; Metazoa; Chordata; Mammalia; Rodentia; Muridae. Gene Ontology annotation, molecular function: protein binding.
CACACUGCCAGCUCCCGAAGCUCCCUGUGUACAUGCACCACCACCGCAGCCUUGACCAGGAUGGCAUCAGCCCACACAAGAUGUGUCCUGACCAAGGCCUCGCAGCCUGCCUGCUGGAUGACUACCUGGGGGCUCCUGUUUCUGCUCUGGCCUGUGACCACAGGUACUCAGGCUUGCCCCAAGCCCUGUACUUGCCAGUCCUUGGAAACCAUGGGGUUAAAGGUGAACUGUGAGGGGCAAGGCCUUACAGCCCUGCCUGUGCUGCCACCCCACACUCGACAGCUCUUGUUGGCCAACAACAGCCUACGUUCAGUGCCACCAGGUGCCUUCGACCACAUGCCUCAGCUGUGGGACCUCAAUGUGACACACAACCCCUGGCACUGUGACUGCAGCCUCACCUACCUACGCCUCUGGCUGGAGGACCACACGCCCGAGGCCCUGCUACACGUGUACUGCGCCAGCCCUGACUUGGCCACCAGGCGCCCACUGGGCCAGCUGACAGGCUAUGAGCUGGGCAGCUGUGGCUGGAAGCUGCCACCAUCCUGGGCCUAUUCAGGGAUGUGGUGGGAUGUGUCACUAGUGGCUGUGGCUGUGCUGGGCCUGAUUCUGCUGGCUGGUCUAUUGAAUGCAUUUACAGAGUCCUGGAACUGAACCUAUCCUUUAAAACCAGGGAGAGUUCAGACCUAAGUCAGGUCCCCAGAAGCAUCAGCCCCAGUCAGCCCAUGCCAUCAAAAGCCCACAGGGCUGAGGCCACUCAGUGGGCAAGACACUUGCUGCCCAGUCUAAAGACCUGGGUUCGAUCCCCAGGAGAGAACCGAAUCUCACCUCCACAACCUUGCCAUUCACGCACAACAAAUAAAUAAAUGUAAUUUUAAAAGAC